AUGCAUUUCCUCUGCCUUCACGGCGCCAUCGGCAACACCGAGACUAUCACUAUUCAGUUAGCACCACUAUUGAAGGAGUUGAACACCGACAGUUCAGCAAUAACCUUUCACUAUCUCAACGGUCCUCUCCUGGUUUCCCCUCCCCCAGGAUUUGAGGCGUAUUUCGGUGUGGGACCGCAUUACCGGUGGAUUGAUGACGGCCAAAAGCCCGGAAAGUCCACGAUUCGGCGCGUCCGGGACCUGCCAACUAGCGAGAGCAAUGAUGAUGCCAUGAGGGAGGUCUUAGGGGAUGUACACUGUCGAAACUAUGCGGAUCUCAUGGAUUACAUUGAGGGUGUCUUGGAGAAGAACCCAGAAAUCGGCGGGAUGAUCGCCUACAGCGAAGGAGCUGCGGCAGCUGCGACGUAUAUUCUCGAUGAACAACGUCGACAUCGCGAAGACGGCCGCGAGCGCCAAAUCAAGUGUGCCAUGUUCGUUGGAGGCUGGCCAGCCAUGAGGCGAGACACGAAGGGGUUCAUCCUUGCAGAUGACGGCGGGGAUGAAAUGAUCGACAUUCCCACGCUUCAUGUCCUAGGGGCGAACGACCCUUACCGAUAUGGCUCGGAAGCACUCUUUGAAACCUGCGAUCCUGAUGCAGCCGAGUUCUUUGAUAUGGGCAAAGGGCAUACUCUUCCACGGUCGGGGUUGGUGAUCAGUGAAUUAGCGCAGUCAACACUCAGUGUCCAGUUAGGGCCUUUACAGAAAAACCUGGCGGCCGAUAAUACCGCUUCAUUUUAUUGUGUGAAUGCGCCACAUGCCACAACCGCCCCUGGAGGCUACAUAGAAUAUUUUGGUCACCCACCCCACUACCGCUGGCUUAAUUACGUUGGCGUUGGUAUUGAUGCCAUCUACGACACUGUCCGCGGGGCGCGAAGCAAACAACAUGCUACUCCAGAGGAUACCUUUCGAUCGCUUAUACCUCCUGAGCUUUCCUGGGUCAACCAUGAAGAUGUUUUGAAAUAUAUUGAAGAGACACUGGAGAAGAAUCCCGACAUUGAGGGUCUCCUGGGAUACAGUGAAGGGGCGACUGUUGGGGCGGCAUAUAUCUUGCGCGAACAGAUGAGGGAGCAGGAGACCGGCCGCACGCGGCAGAUUAAGUGCGCGAUCUUUCUCGCUGGGAUCCCCCCAGUCAAAGCGGAGAAUGGAUUUAUAUUUGCCGAUGAACAAGAGGAGAUGAUCGACCUCCCCACUGUCCAUAUCGUUGGCGCAAAUGACCCUUUUAGGAUAGCCGCGGACUGUCUAUACAACAUUUGUGAUCCUGAUAGCGCUUACUUCUUUGAUACUGGCAAGGGACAUACCAUUCCACGUGGAGGGCCAGUGAUCGAUGAGUUGGGAGACACAAUUCGAGAAUUGGUUCAGAGGACAAAGGAAGGGUGA
Molecule: messenger RNA, 1416 nt
Organism: Aspergillus neoniger CBS 115656
Lineage: Eukaryota; Fungi; Ascomycota; Eurotiomycetes; Eurotiales; Aspergillaceae
Product: DUF341 family oxidoreductase
Exons: 8
Coding region: 1-1416 (471 amino acids)
Cellular component (GO): cytoplasm; nucleus
Source: RefSeq, a predicted model, not a curated record